Strongyloides ratti is the source of this 1131-nucleotide messenger RNA. RefSeq lists its product as hypothetical. NCBI's taxonomy places the organism in Eukaryota, Metazoa, Nematoda, Chromadorea, Rhabditida, Strongyloididae. The transcript has 2 exons. The record is from RefSeq and is a predicted model, not a curated record. The coding region runs from base 1 to 1131 and encodes 376 amino acids.
AUGAUUAAAGAAAUUAUUUUUUUUAUUUUAACAGUUGAUUUUAUCAAUUCACAAUAUCCAUAUUUGGAAAAUAUUCAUUUUUAUAAUGAACCUAUAAGAAAUCUAGGAUUUCAAAAUCAAUUUAUUAAUCCAAAUUAUAUUCCAUUAACAGAACUUCAAAAAUAUCAGCUUAUUCAAAUGGAAAAAGCUGAAAAUGAUAAAUUGACAACAAAACCACCAUCAGUUUUUACCAAAAGUAAUAAUGUUGAAUCAUUUAUGGAGCGUUUAGCUGACAAAUUACCAGAAAUAACAGAAAAAGUUAUUAAAAUUAUUCCUAGAAAUUUUGAUAAAGACAGUUUUAUGGAUAUGAAACCAUUAAUAAAUGAAAAAAAAAUUUUAAGAAAGGCACAUGGAACUCAGAUAACUAGAUCUGAUAAUCAACCUGCCGAGAUGGUUGAAAUUAAUGAUUCUGAUGAUACAAUAAUCAAACCAAAUGAAGAAAUAGAAAGAACAGAAGACACAAGAGGAUCCCGUUACCCUAGACCAUCGCCUCCUGAUGGAACAUUUUCUUUUAUUGAUUCUUUACCAUCACCAGAUACAAUUUUUGGUUUUUCAAAUUUAUUUAACAAUAAUAAAAUAUCAAAAUCUAUUGAAAAUAAAAAUGAAAAUGAAAAAGAAAUUGACUUAAUUAAUAUUAAAGGAAUUCCAAUAGAAAAAGAUGAGGAUGAAGAAGUUAUAAGCUAUGAAAAACCAGAUGAAAAAAUUACUUCCUACAGAACAACUAAAUUCUCCCCACAACCACCACCACCACCACCACCAACAACAACAACAACAGCAGGUAUUGUAACAGGAGAAUUUGCUAAAAAUAUAUUAUCUAAAUUUUUAAAGCCUGAAUCUGAAUCAAAAACAAAAUAUGAAAUUACUGGUGAAAAGAAAAAAGAUACAGAACCAACACCAGAAAAUUUAAUAUCAGCAUUAUUAAAUGGAAAAUUAGAUAAAAUAGAUUGGAUUUCAGCAUUUUUAGGUGGCUCUGAAGAUCAAACAUCAAAUCCAAUAACACAACUUUUUAAAGGUGGAUUAUUUGGAAGUGCAACAAACUUUGACAGUCCAAUGGGAAAAAGUGGAAAAAUUGAAAACAGGGAGUUUCAUUAA